Chara braunii is the source of this 2753-nucleotide messenger RNA. Lineage: Eukaryota; Viridiplantae; Streptophyta; Charophyceae; Charales; Characeae. The record is from the annotation of a GenBank genome assembly.
CCGACUCACACAUACUCACCCCGCUCCCGCGGUCCCCUUCCUCUUACCGGUGGGCCCCUUUCGCCACACACUCCUCUGAGGACUUCCUCCAUUCCCCUUCCGGCUAUGGAAGGGAGUUCAUCCGAGGAGAUCGCCGCGACGCUGUCUACACCCCAGGUCAGCGCAUCGUCAGCGACUCAUGAUCAGGCCCAUGCGGACACCAUGAACCUUCAUGCCAUCCUUAUAGCAAUCCAGGCACAACUUAGUACGCUUGGACCGUUGCAAGCGCAAAUCAAUGCGCUAGCCCUUGACGUCAACCGCCUCAAGGGCUCCCCUUAUCGCUCUCCCCACCGCUCUCACACCCCUUCCCCUACCGGCUCCGAUUCCGGCUCCCCAGGACUCCGGAGACGGAGUCACCAUGGUUCUCCCUCCUCUGUGGGCCAGGCCCAACACUCCCCCUUAGCGGUGGCGAAUGUUGUUGCCGCUCAGACCACCCCGUCCAUUGCGGCAGUUCUUCCGGCCAUGGCCGCCCCUACCGUCUCAGCUACUGCCGUAGGUGCUGCGGUCCAGGCGCCUCGGCACUACAAUUCCUCCGGAUACUUCGAUGUGUUGGAGACUGGGUACGACUUUAUCCUUGGCACUCCCUGGUCUCGCCGGUUCCGUUGCACAGAGGCCGAAUGGGCGACCAAGACACCCGUUCUCAAAACGAAGUGUGGUCAGACCCAUCGCGUCCCCUUCAUUGGAACCACGGGCGACACGCCUCCCGACCUACCUCCCCGUGACCCUCGUCCAUCAAGGUCUCACCCCGACAUCGCCUUCACUUCCCCUCGUCAGUUCGCUCACUUCAUACGACAGGAGUACAUCACGUUCUACUCAGUGAACGUCAUGGAUCUUCUUUGCUACGAUCCACUUUGUCCCGAGGUUGACCUCAUCUCUCUUAAGCCCGAUCCCCCUGACCCUUUCUCCAUCUUUGCUGCUCCCAUCUCUACGUCCACCCGUCAACCUGCGGAUACCCCCUCCACGUCCCUGGCCCCUGAGCCGUCGGCUGUCGAGUCCACACAUACGUCUCGUGCCGACGCAGAUGCUGAGGAACUCACACGGUUCAUGGCAGACUUAGAGCCCGCCGUUCGUGACCUGAUUCGAGAGUACCGCGACGUCUUCCCCCCGUAUUUCUCAUACAGCGGGAUUCCCCCGAUGCGCGGUGUUGAGCAUUCUAUCCAGCUCGUGCCUGACUAUCGUGUUCACCAUCAGGCACCGUACCGACUCUCGAUUCCAGAGGCGUCGGAACUCAAGCGUCGGCUUGAGGAGCUCCUUCGACUGGGUUUCAUUAAACCCAGUAACUCCCCUUGGGGUGCACCUGUCCUCUUUGCUCGGAAAGAGGACGGAACUCUAUGCCUCUGCAUCGACUACCGCGGCCUUAACCGUUACACGGUUAAGAACAGUUAUACCAUGCCCCGCGCGGAUGAGCUGUUUGACCGUCUGGCAGGCAACCGCUUCUUCACGAAGAUCGAUCUUCGUAGCGGUUACCACCAGAUCCGCGUUGCCACAGAGGAUCAACCGAAAACCGCCUUCCGAUCGCGCUUCGACCACUACGAGUUCACGGUGAUGCCAUUCGGCCUCACCAAUGCACCCGCCACCUUCCGGACGGCGAUGAACGACAUCUUCAGGGACAUCCUUGAAGAAUACGUUCUCGUAUAUCUGGACGACAUCCUGGUCUACAGUCGUACCUUAGAAGACCAUCUUAGACACCUCCGCGAUGUCCUACAUCGCUUACGCAAGCAUGGCUUCUAUGCCAAGCUCAGUACGUGCCGCUUUGCCCAGUGCAAAGUGGACUUCCUAGGACACCAUGUGUCUGACCAGGGUCUCCACAUGGACAACGCGAAGAUCACUGCUAUUGCAGAGUGGCCCGUCCCCACAUCUGUCAAGCAGCUUCGCAGUUUCCUAGGCCUCACCAGCUACUAUAGUAAUUUUAUCCAGGGAUACGCUAGGUAUUCCUACGUCCUUACCUCUACCCUCCUCCGGAAGAACCCGCCAUGGUUUUGGACACCCCUGUGCGAGGACGCCUUUCGCGCCCUCAAGAAGACGGUGACGUGUGCGCCAGUUCUUCGCCUUCCUGAUUUUUAUCGUCCCUUUAUCGUCACCACCGAUGCGUCAGAUUUUGCAGUAGGAGCUGUCCUUUCUCAGGUGUUUCCCUCUCCUCCAGAUUCACCUUACCCCCAUGUUCCUCCUUCCCCCCCCCCUCCUGCUGACACUGCUUCUCAACAGACGCCUACCCUCCCACCGCUUCCAUCCACUGACAGUCCUCCUGUUACUUACUUCCCGACCAUCACGGAGGAUGCGACUGUCGAGGCUCGUGCUGGGGAUUGUCCGAUCGCUUUCUACUCCCGUCAGCUACUGCCUGCCGAGAUAAACUACACUGCCGAUGAACGUGAGGUUCUCGCAGUAGUUUAUGCUACCCGGCGUUGGCGUCAUUAUCUGCACGGGGCGCCCUUCACGGUGCGCACAGACAACUCAGUUGCCGAGGCUUUCCUCACGAAGCCUAAGCUUUCCCCUCGACAGGCACGUUGGUGGCGUGACUUAUCCGAAUCACUUUCACCACUCAGCCCAUUAAGGGUGAAACGAACCGCGCCGCCGAUGCCUUGUUCCGCCGUCCUGAUCACAAUCAGGAACCCAUCCAGCUUGUUGCCAUCUCCAUCACCACUGUUGAUCAGUCGGUGAUCGACGCGUAUAGCACUUAGUACUGCCACUGCCCCGAUUAUCGCGUCAUCCACGCG